AAAAUGGCGGCACUGAUGAAAGCUAUGCAUGUUUCUAAAAAUGUGAAUAAUAUAACAAAACUUCUCACAAAUUUGUCUUUGACUCGGAGUGUCAUCACUCUUCCUAAACAUGUAUCUCUUCGCAGCACAUCAGCUCUGCAUUGCGCAUUUAUACACAUUACACCGGACUAUCGCGAUUUGAUGGAAUUCUUCGACGAACCAAAUUGGGGACAAAACGAGGUGAGGGUUGGUCGAUCCUGGAGAAAGGAUGAAUUGAGAUUGAAGAGUAAUUCAGAUCUUCAUAAACUAUGGUAUGUAUUAUUAAAGGAACGUAACAUGCUUAUGACUAUGGAAGAGGCAUCUGAAAAAGAGAAUGAGAUUUUUCCAAACCCUGAACGCAUAGACAAAGUUAAAACUAGUAUGGAUAAUUUGGAAUCAGUUGUUCGUGAAAGAAAUAGAGCGUACCACAUGCUUGAAACCGGCGAGACAGGAGAGCGUCCUGGAAAAUUAGUUUAUAGUCGCCUAGGUCUGAAAUUUUAUUAUCGAAUGCGUCAAUAUACCAAGCCAAAAUACAUGAAUAAAGAAUGGCACAAGUGGCACAUGUUUGGUUUUACUGGCUAUGCAACUCGGAAAUUCCUACGAUUAUACAGAGAAAAAAUUUGGAAUGAAAAACGCCAAGCAAGAAAUCGUGACAAGAAUCGCGUUGCAAUGUUAAUAAGGAGAUUCCCAAAUCUGGAUCUCGAAGCUGUGAAAGAACAAUAUCCAAAUGUUGAUAUAGAAACAGUAAAAACUCUGAAAAGAGCAAGAGGCCAUCAUCUACCCGAAUAAAUGCAAUUGAUAGAAUAACAAAUCAUUGAACAUUGUUAUAUUUACGAAUGUAAAUUCAUAGAUAUAAUAUAGAAGAUAAAUUUAGAUUUCA
Molecule: messenger RNA, 898 nt
Organism: Nylanderia fulva
Lineage: Eukaryota; Metazoa; Arthropoda; Insecta; Hymenoptera; Formicidae
Gene: mRpL47
Product: mitochondrial ribosomal protein L47
Biological process (GO): mitochondrial translation
Cellular component (GO): mitochondrial large ribosomal subunit; mitochondrial ribosome
Molecular function (GO): structural constituent of ribosome
Source: RefSeq, a predicted model, not a curated record